UUACUGCGGCAUUUGGACAAUUGGACAGGACAAAUCCAAAUAAAAAUUAAUUGGACACCUAAAAAUGCCAACCCUGAUCUUGGCGGUAAAACAAAAACUUGUAUCAUCGCAACAAUAUCUCCAGUAAAAUCGAGCCUCGAAGAAACCAUAUCAACGUUGGAGUAUGCAACCCGCGCAAAAAAAAUUACUAAUGUGCCGGUUGCACAAAUAAAUGUUGAAAAAAAGGCCUCGGAUGUGGAGGUGGAGCUUCUGAAGGAGAAGCUGAUGGUGGCGGAGGAGGAAAUUUCCUCGUUGAAGAGGAAGUUGGAGGAAGAUAAAGAUGGAUCAGAAGAAUUGUUCCUUGUAGCUGAUAAGUAUAAUGAUGAAAAGGAGAAAGUACAACAAAAUACACAUUCUCGCGUUGGAUUUUUAAGUGCAUAUUGGUAUGAUAGCAAGGGUUUUCUUGAAAAAAGCCUUUAUGUAUUUGAACAAAAAUUAAUGUAUGGCAAAUUACAUGGAGGCAUUAAAAAAACCAGUGUUAACAAAAGAUAA
Molecule: messenger RNA, 531 nt
Organism: Entrophospora candida
Lineage: Eukaryota; Fungi; Glomeromycota; Glomeromycetes; Entrophosporales; Entrophosporaceae
Source: the annotation of a GenBank genome assembly